Angiostrongylus costaricensis is the source of this 318-nucleotide messenger RNA. Lineage: Eukaryota; Metazoa; Nematoda; Chromadorea; Rhabditida; Metastrongylidae. The record is from the annotation of a GenBank genome assembly.
AUGAAACAUAUUGGCCAUUUAGCUAUUGAUCCUUCGUUCUAUGACUGUGUGUACAGCACUCCAUUUGGUCGAACGAUCAUUGAAAGAUGUUAUAAGGAUUUCGGUUGUUGCUUGACCACAUGUUGCUCUGAUCAGGACUGGAAAAUCAAGUAUGCAUGGGCUUUAGCGCUGAUUGUGGCAUUCUGUGCUCUUGUCGUUCUUGCUGUGGUAAUCUGGAUGAUAGUCUGGCUUGUGAAUCGCAACAAAGAUAAAAAACAGAAACGUCUACUAGAAGAUUCUGGAAUGCCUCAGGCAAACUCGAACGUUAGUUGGUCUUGA